This is a messenger RNA of Saccoglossus kowalevskii, 675 nucleotides long. RefSeq names its product TNF receptor-associated factor 2-like. The record is from RefSeq and is a predicted model, not a curated record. Lineage: Eukaryota; Metazoa; Hemichordata; Enteropneusta; Harrimaniidae.
AUGGCUGGUCCACAUCAGUCAUCAAAUACAUAUAGGUCAAGAGAACAAGACCAACAGACAGAGCUUGGAAGUAAUACGCAUCAUCCCAGCAUCAGGGGAACUUUGCAAGAAAAGAUCAACACUUUGGAAAAGAUAGAUAAGGCCCAGCAGCGAACAAUUGUAUUACAAGACAGACUACUGGAUGAUGGUAAAAUACGCCUGCAGACAUUAGAGAUGGCAACCUACAAUGGGACUUUUAUCUGGAAAAUUGACAAAGUGGCUAGCAAAUGCUACAAUGCAAGAUCUAUCUUACGGUCGCCGCAGUUUCAUACCAGUCACAAUGGUUACAAGAUGUGUGUGCUGCUAGAGUUGAAUGAUGAGAAUAAUAGACAAAAUGCAACAAUGUCCCUAUACUUUACACUGAUGAAGGGGACAUGUGACGCCAAUCUUGAAUGGCCAUUCAAACACAAGGUAACAUUUAUGCUAUUAAAUCAGAAUGAAGACGAUCAUAUUGCGGACACAUUCCAACCUAACCUGACAUCCGCCACUUUUCAAAGGCCAGUCUCAGAGAUGAAUAUUGCUACAGGAUGUCCAAGUUUCACUAAUCUUAUGUUGCAACUAGGAGACGUACGUUAUAUACAAAAUGAUGAGAUGUUUUUGAAGAUCAUUGUUGAUAUAUCAGAUUUGACAGAGUAG